Molecule: messenger RNA, 371 nt
Organism: Hyposmocoma kahamanoa
Lineage: Eukaryota; Metazoa; Arthropoda; Insecta; Lepidoptera; Cosmopterigidae
Product: coiled-coil-helix-coiled-coil-helix domain-containing protein 7
Exons: 3
Coding region: 64-327 (87 amino acids)
Source: RefSeq, a predicted model, not a curated record
CAUCACAACAUUAAGCAACAUAAAUUAGACAGAUAAAACUUGGUUAUAACGUAAACCUUAGCAAUGCCUAAACUCGUUAAUAAAGAUGCAGAACGGCUAAAUCCCUGUUUAAAGGAACAACAAAUGUCUUAUCAAUGCCUCGACAAGAACGCCUUCGAUCAGGAAAAAUGUCAAAAAUAUUUUGAUAACUACAAUACGUGUAAAAAGUUCUGGGGCAAAAUAUACAGCGACAGAAGAGCACGAGGUAUACAACCAUAUUUACCUAAUAUAGAGGACAGAGCUAAAAUAAAAGAAGACUACAUGAAUUCAGUGAAGAACCAAACAUAGUGUAAUAGCAAUAUAGUGAGAAGAAUUGUAUAAUUUUUAAAACU